GUUUUAGAAGCAAAGCGAGGAGUAAGUGAGAACCGCGGACGCACGGGGUGGCCCCUCUCUCUCACACUCCCUCUCUCUCUCUCUCUCUCUCAACCGUCUCAGUCCCUAGGGUUUGGUCGCAGCCGGAAUAAAAAAUCGAAGGAAAGGUAUUAUCACUGAGCAUAUAAUCUACAUCUGUUGUGAGUGAUGAUUAAUGAAUGACCAAAACAGAAGACAAAAUAAUAAUGAGGAAAUGGUUUCAUCUGAUGAUGACCGAUUGGCCACUGAGGCUGUGGAGAAAGUGACAGAUUCAGAGCAGAAGAAGAAAAAAAGAAGAAGAAGAAGCAUAAGGACAAAGACAGCGAUUUUGACAAAAACUUCAUGAUCAAGCCCCAGAGCUCAACUCCCUCCUUGGACACCUCUCAGUGGCCUAUCCUUCUCAAAAACUAUGACCGACUCAAUGUUCGAACUGGACACUACACCCCUCUACCCUCAGGGUUCUCCCCCCUUAAGAGGCCUCUUGCUGAGUACAUCCGAUAUGGUGUUCUCAAUCUUGACAAGCCUGCAAACCCCUCUUCUCACGAGGUUGUUGCUUGGAUUAAGCGCAUCCUUCGCGUUGAGAAAACUGGCCACAGCGGUACUCUGGAUCCUAAGGUUACAGGUAAUCUCAUUGUCUGCAUUGACCGAGCCACACGACUUGUCAAGUCCCAGCAGGGUGCAGGGAAAGAGUAUGUUUGUGUUGCCCGCUUGCAUUCAGCUGUGCCUGAUGUUGCCAAAGUGGCUCAGGCCCUUGAAUCUCUUACUGGGGCUGUCUUUCAGAGGCCACCUUUGAUAUCAGCAGUCAAGAGGCAGCUUAGGAUUAGGACCAUCUAUGAAAGCAAACUUCUUGAGUUUGAUGCAGAUAAACAUUUGGUCGUUUUCUGGAUUUCUUGCGAAGCAGGAACCUAUGUGCGGACGCUCUGUGUGCAUUUGGGUCUGCUGCUUGGUGUGGGAGGUCAUAUGCAGGAGCUUAGGAGGGUCAGGUCGGGGAUUAUGGGCGAGAAAGACAACAUGGUCACAAUGCAUGACGUCAUGGAUGCUCAGUGGGCUUAUGACACUAAUAGGGAUGAGAGUUAUUUGAGGAGGGUCAUCAUGCCUCUUGAGGUUCUCUUGACCAGUUAUAAGAGAUUGGUUGUCAAGGACUCAGCAGUGAAUGCCAUUUGCUACGGUGCCAAGUUAAUGAUUCCAGGGCUGCUCAGGUUUGAGAAUGAUAUCGAGGUUGGAGAGGAAGUUGUGCUGAUGACUACCAAAGGAGAAGCCAUUGCAUUGGGAAUUGCUGAGAUGACCACUGCUGUGAUGGCAACUUGUGAUCAUGGUGUGGUGGCAAAGAUUAAGAGGGUGGUAAUGGAUCGGGAUACUUACCCAAGGAAGUGGGGAUUGGGACCAAGGGCGUCCAUGAAGAAGAAAUUGAUUGCCGAAGGGAAAUUGGAUAAGCAUGGGAAGCCCACUGAGAAUACUCCGCAAGAAUGGAUGAGAAAUGUGGUUUUGUCUGCAGGUGGGGAUUCUAUUGUUGCAAGCACUGCUGCUGCGCUUGACACUGAACCUGCUGUGGCAGAGAAGGAGACCGCUCUCGUAGACAAGGAGAAGAAGGAGAAGAAGAAGAAAAAGGACAAACAUAAGGAUGAAGAGGAAAUUAAGGAGGGGCGUAAACGCAAACUAGAGGAACCCACAGAGAGCACUGUUCCGGUUCCUGCAAAGAAAAGCAAAGGUGAAGAAGUAGAGCCUGAAGUUGAGAAGUCCGAAAAGAAAAAGAAGAAAAAGGACAAAGAGAAUGGCACUGUGGAUAAUGUUGAAGCUGGUUCACCUGAAACAGAAAAGUCAGAGAAGAAGAAGAAGAAGAAGAAAAACAAAGACGCUGAGGACAAUGGUGCUGUGGCUUCUGCCGGCGCUGGUGAUGGCGAGGCUGAUAAGAGUGAGAAAAAGAAGAAACAGAAGAGUAAAGCAGAUGCAGAAGAUUAGAGGGACUUUGGAUUAGAAUCCUAGAGUGGCAGAACUUUGGAAUGUAUGCCCUUCUUUUAUUCCAUCUACAGAAAGUUUUCGUAACUGACUUCGGAAUUUUCAUCUCAUAUGUGUAAUUUUUAAUCGUUUUCCGCAGGACUAGUUUUUGUAGUUUAGUUUAUGUAUUGCAGGCUGUUUUUUCUUGGUUUUAAGCAUUUUCAAUUCACCAUUUUACAUGUUUCCUUUGCUUGUUUCUACUUUCUCCCUGAAAGAGGAAAAUAUGAAUGAAAAUACAGUUGCUAUA
Messenger RNA from Malus domestica (apple), 2260 nucleotides. The record is from RefSeq and is a predicted model, not a curated record. NCBI's taxonomy places the organism in Eukaryota, Viridiplantae, Streptophyta, Magnoliopsida, Rosales, Rosaceae.